Molecule: messenger RNA, 321 nt
Organism: Musa acuminata subsp. malaccensis (wild Malaysian banana)
Lineage: Eukaryota; Viridiplantae; Streptophyta; Magnoliopsida; Zingiberales; Musaceae
Product: inactive protein FON2 SPARE1-like
Source: RefSeq, a predicted model, not a curated record
AUGACGAGUUCUUCCUUUCCUUCUGCAGCGCUUUGGGCCCUUAUCUUGGUCCUCGUCUUCCUCUCACCGGCGUCCACGAGUCGUCUCUCUCAGGAUGAUGAUACCUUCUCGGCCUACGUUUGCGGCCGCCACUGCCACCACCGAGCUGCGAGUUCUUCCUCCUUAUUGCGUGGGUUGCCUUCGUGGUGCCUCCGUCCUCGGCCAGGCCAGCUUCAGCCCCCUCCGCAGCCGCCGCCCGGGGAGGAGGAGGAGGAGGUCGAUCCCCGAUACGGCGUCGAGAAGCGGCUCGUGCCGACCGGGCCCAAUCCUCUUCACAACUGA